UACAUGAAGUGACUCCUCCUCCGCAAGUCGGUGGCUUGCGAGGACUGUCUUCCUAGAAUAUUGUGUGCUAGCUUGCCCCUUUAUUUCAAAGUGUAGUCAAAGAGAACAAGCCAUCAUGUUCACGCUUUCUGAAGUUAUUGUUAUUUUGGCAACUUUAUCAGCCACAGCGUCGGGAUAUUUCGUCAGCAUAGACGCUCAUGCCGAAGAGUGCUUUUUCGAACGGGUCAACUCCGGUACCAAGAUGGGCCUAAUGUUUGAGGUUGCAGAGGGAGGCUUCCUGGACAUCGAUGUGGAGAUCACUGGCCCAGAUGGGAAGCAGAUCUAUAAGGGAGACCGAGAGUCCAGUGGGAAGUACUCUGUUGCAGCCCAUAUGGAUGGAACAUACAAAUUCUGCUUCAGUAACAAGAUGUCAACCAUGACUCCCAAAAUAGUCAUGUUUACCAUUGAUAUCGGAGAGGCACCCAAAGGUGAUAUCAUGGAGACGGAAGGUGGUGACACCUGGGAUGUCCAUCAAAACAAGCUGGAGGAGAUGAUCAACGAGCUGGCCGUGGCCAUGACGGCCGUCAAGCACGAGCAGGAGUACAUGGAGGUCCGUGAGAGGAUACACAGAGCCAUCAACGACAACACAAACAGCCGAGUGGUUCUCUGGUCCUUCUUCGAGGCACUUGUCUUGGUUGCCAUGACUUUGGGACAGAUUUACUACCUGAAGAGAUUUUUCGAAGUGCGGAGAGUUGUGUAAAAUCUGGGUUUUACAUGUAAGAUUUUUUUACUCCAAAAGUGUGCUCCCCCCAUCAACUGGUACCAUUUGCAGAAAAAUAAAUUUGAAAAUGGUCCAUGGCCAUGCGGCAAGAUUGGAAAUUGUCCGGACCCCAGGAAAAGGUCUCUCCCCACCUUCCGCUCUCUCUCCGUCUUGAAAUAAAAAUGUUUUUCUUUUUGUUGCCCUUGUUACUUUUAGUAGUCACCCUGUUAACAGUGUAAAAAAAACUGUCCUCAGACCCUUGUUAUGAAGACUAACUCUCUGCUGUUAUGGAGUGAUAUUUUUUUUCAUGUUGUCACUAUUUUAUUAGUCAUGAAUUGAAGGGAUGCUGUAUCCUUUGCUAUAACAGUGGGUGGGACGGGGAGGCCUGCAGAUGUUGUGUGGACUUUGAACGUGCACUAUGGGGAAUGGCGCCAUUUUUAAGACGUUCAGUUUUAGUUGUUGUUUAGUUAAUGAAGAGCAAUAUGUUGGGUAUAUGGGCAGGGGUGGCUAUUAGUGUAAAUCCUGCUUUUUCUUUUUGCUUUUGUUUUAUUUUGUUUCUGUACUCGCUUAUCUUCUCAAUGCCUUCUGUGCCGCUAGGCGCACAACCCUCUCAGUCGGUUUCAACAGGCUUGCGAAGGUCACUUUGCCAUCACUGGUCAAAGGGGUUUUGUGAAUGUCAGGGUCAGUCCUGCCUGAUUUCCUCCAAACUCCAUGUGCAAAGCUGUGAUGUGUCCCUAGAAAUCCAGCCAUUCAAACCCAACUUGACCUCCUGCGUUUAAAUUCAAAGUGAAGUUUGGCAACUUUGAGUUUAAAAGUUCUGCUCACACAAAGGCACAUCCUGUAUACACUUUGAAUCAUUUUUGGUUGGUGGAACUAGGAACUCAGCUUUUUCUUUUUUUACUGGGGUGAGAGGUACACUAUAAUGGACACACUGGGAUGUAGAUGACAGUAACUGCUUGAGCUUCAGUAUUGAACCAUGAAAUGGCAAAAAUUUAUCCAACUGUAAUUUUGUACAAAUUUUAAGUUUAUUUCAAUAUAUGUGUGAGGGAAGCUGUGGUUUCUCUCUAUUGUGUUGGGGGGAAAAAAGAAGAGUUGAUUUGAUUAAAACUGCAGGGAGGGACAAAUCUUUGGAAUUGCUGAUCUAAAGUUGUCAAGGUGUGAAGUUCAAACAUGACCUGGCUUUAAUUGGGGAA
Messenger RNA from Sardina pilchardus (European sardine), 1932 nucleotides. RefSeq names its product transmembrane emp24 domain-containing protein 2. The record is from RefSeq and is a predicted model, not a curated record. The coding region runs from base 116 to 739 and encodes 207 amino acids. Gene Ontology annotation, cellular component: endoplasmic reticulum; endoplasmic reticulum-Golgi intermediate compartment; COPII-coated ER to Golgi transport vesicle. Lineage: Eukaryota; Metazoa; Chordata; Actinopteri; Clupeiformes; Clupeidae. The transcript is spliced from 5 exons. Gene Ontology annotation, biological process: endoplasmic reticulum to Golgi vesicle-mediated transport; intracellular protein transport; Golgi organization.